Molecule: messenger RNA, 10936 nt
Organism: Bactrocera dorsalis (oriental fruit fly)
Lineage: Eukaryota; Metazoa; Arthropoda; Insecta; Diptera; Tephritidae
Product: translational regulator orb2
Exons: 15
Coding region: 2473-6408 (1311 amino acids)
Biological process (GO): negative regulation of cytoplasmic translation
Cellular component (GO): cytoplasm; neuron projection; nucleus
Molecular function (GO): translation factor activity, RNA binding; mRNA 3'-UTR binding; lipid binding
Source: RefSeq, a predicted model, not a curated record
GGGAAUUGAAUUCCAACAAGAACCGAGAAAAUGUUAAAAAUCACUAAACUUAGUAUGUUAUUGUUGUUGUAACGGUAGAAAAUAUACCCCAUAUAUGUAUCUUUGAAGAAUGCUGUUGACAGUCCUUGGCCGGAUCAGAACCCGUAUUUGUUCAGCUUAUAUAAACCAAACUGCCAUGGAACCUGCGUAAGCCGACUCUCCUGCAUACUCGUGGUGUAUACAUAUAUUACACAUCUUUCAGUUCAUUUUAAGAGCCCUUCAUUAAAGCUCCGCCAAUCAUAUGAUUCCGUAAUAAAGUUGUGUAAAGAAUUAUUUAUUUAAUUACAUGUACUAUAUGUUAUCCCACGUGUCUUCACUGUACUAACCCACAAUUGUGUAAACGUAGCUUUGAAGUUAAAUUUAAAUAAGAGCAAAAAUAAACUUGGCAACUUUUAAAAUGAACACCGAAAGCAUUCACUGUAUCGUUUAGAGGGUGGUUGGAGCACCCACUUUGCUACACAUGCAGUGGGGGUAGUGAAUCGCCCCAUAGAUGUAUAGAAAUAUAUUUGUGUGUAUGCGUGUGAGUAGGCGAAUGUGAAGGCAAAAAUGAAAUGAGAAAAAGAUUGAUUUUUCCUGUGCUACGUUGCACCAUAGAACGUCUGUCUCUGUUUGUGUGGAAAUAUCAACACUGAGCUGAGUGACGACGUCGACCGAGUGCUGCUCGACUGCGACAACGAUGACUACGUUUAGCCAAGCGAAAACUUACAAUGCUGCCUCAGAGCGCACGGUCGGAAAAGUAGAAAAUCAGUUCGGGUGAAAAUUUUAGAGAAAUAACGUCACAGCUACGCAAGUACGCCAAAAUUGAAGAAGAAGAAUGUGAAAAUUUUCAUUUUGUACAAAAUUAUAUGAAGAAAAAAUGCAAGUUUGCAAAAGAAAUUUAACGGGAUUAUUACAUAAUAUACGGUAAUCACUUUAUAUGGAAAACAACUUGCGCCGGAAAUUGAAUUGAAUUUCGUUAAAUUUUCAAUACAACAUACAAUUGAAAUUUUAACAAAGGAGCUGAGCAGAGAAAAGUUUCGAGUUUUUUCACAUUGAAAAAUAUAAAAAUGAAACUUUAAUUUUCAACCUACAAAUAUUAUAAAAUAUAAAUAAAAUUGGUGAAUUCAUUUUUGCACUACUGAAAGUGAAUUGUCUGGUGUCAAAUAGAUUUUCUAAACGCGUACCCAUUUUUUGUUUAGAAACAAAAACAAUUUCAAAUGUAUAAUGCAUUUAAGUGAGUACUAAAAUUUUCCGCUAAUGAGAUAAAUUUGCAUAAAAUCGGCAAAACUGGAACAAAAAAAAAACGAAUACUUCGAAUCUAUGAAAAAUCGGGUUUGCACUGCAAUAUACAUAUAUAGCUACAUCAGUUGGCUUUUCAAUACCGACGACUUUUAAAGCGUUAAAACAGCGCCUUAGGGAAAAAUAGAAGUGUGUAGCAGCAGCAAUUCGACCAACUAGCCUUUGGUUAACAGUAACGCAUUAACAAUUUUAAAGCUGUGUUGCAAUAUUUUCAAGUAGUGUUGGUGGAGGCAACAGACUUGCCACAUUUCCACAGCCGUGCCGAGCAGCGCACCCGGAAAUGAAGCUAGCAACAACAUCCUGCGUCAUUUAAUUGUUGUCGUCGCAGCCAUAGUCGACGUCAUCGUCACUGUUCUCAUCGUGUUUACCGUUAUUAACGUCAGUGCUUCUGCUACAAUACACCUGAACGGAUUACUGAAAGAAGUGUUCGCAUUGACACACACGUCUAUAUUGAAAUAAAUAAGUAGUUUUAGUACUGAAGCAUUGGCGCACUUUGCAAGUACAAAUCGGAACGCUCGGUAGUGUACAAGCGCAUAAUUGUGUAUCUUCUAUCCAAAUAGACGUGGCAGGUGGGGCAUCUUGAGUAGCAGCAGCAGCCAGAAAAAGCACAACCACCGUCGGGACGCACGAGAGAGCAACGUGUGGACAUUUGUAAGUAGUCGACCGGCGCUAUUGAAGGAGAACGCAUUCGCUGCAGUUGAUGUAUUUCACUUCGCGUGCAUAUAUAGCAUGUUGGCAACAGAUUUAUUAUUUGUGUUGAACUAGAGUUGCGUAAAGUUUGCACCGUUUCGAGGAAAUCGAAACUCAGCUGAUUUGCGCACCGUUAUAUUACCAGUGCAGACGACGGCAUACGGUCAGUUAAAGUUGGCAGUUGAAAGACUAAAUAAAUUUAGCAUACUAAAAAAGCACGAAAUACCGCUAGAAGGUGUUAGUGUUAAGCAAGCCACUUAAUUGCGUUGCAAAAGCAGACAACUGUUAUUCAAUCUAUAAAGCGACGAGUUAAUUCAUGCUCUCUUGAUUGUUUCGUCGGCACCGCUACAAACUGCAACAACGACGACGACGACGACGAGUUUAACAGCAGCAGGCACUUCGUCGAGUAACGUGACGACCGGCUAACAGCAGCAGCGGACGCUUGGGAACGCGCACACACAUAAAAUGGAUUCACUUAAAAUUCCAAAAGGUGGAAAUAGCAAUGCGUCAGGUGGCGCCGGCGGCAAACCCACUGGCAGCGUACCAAUCACCGUGCGUUUUAAUGCCGGCGAUGAAUGUAUUGAUGAUAUCUUUCAGUCAUUUCACAAUAGCAACAAUAGUGGCGGCGUUGGUGCGGGCGUUGUUGCCGGCGGCAAUGGCAGUGUGGGUGGUGGCGGCGGCGGUGGCAGUGCUGGUGGUGGUGGUGGUGGUCCGAACGCCGGCGGUGGGGAUUCCCUGUCGAGCAGCCCAUCGCAACAUCAUCAGCUGCAGGCACAACAAAAUGUAAGCGCCUAUCAAGUGGAUGAUGUAAACACAAGGAAUAAUUUUCUGCAAGGCAACUUUUUCAACCGCAAAAGAUCGGGCAGCAUCGAAGGCGUUUCGCCAACGAGUUCAGGACCAAAUCUGAUAGCAGCGCUCGCUGGUAGUGAUACACCAACGGUUGGCACUUGGAAAUUAAUUAAGGGUAAAGUUUCACAGACAUUCGAAGACAUUAAAUCGUCGAAAACUACCACACAGGUAUUGUCGGCGUCCGUACCGAAAGUUGAGAACCCACGACAAUAUUUUCCACAACAAAUAAACGAUCCAGACUCGGAUACCGAAAAUCCGACCACACACUCUUCCAUCAGUGAUGAUUUGCUAUUCGAUUUAGAACGUAAAUCGCCGCAUUUUAAAGGUGGAGACUCAGAUUCCUCAGCCGACGGUGAACCGCUGCCCGAAGCUGAGGUAGAACGUUCCAGACUGCGCCGUGGUCUAGCAAAUCUCAAAUCGAAAGUGAAAUCCAAAACGCAACAUACGCACCAUCACUCUCACCAAUCUCAUUCCCCAUCGCAACAACAGCCUGGUCUCGCUACAGCAGCACUUUCUACGGCUACCAUUUCCACUGCAUUCGGCACAGCUGCUAUCAAAUCAAUGAAGAAGGAACCCGCCGGUCCGCCGCCUGUGUCCUCAAACACGUCACUGCGUGAUGCAUUAAUGCGCCGACGACGUCCUUCGCCGACGGAGCAAACUGAACGUGCGAACGUCUCGCCACGCGUCGAGCCCGUCGAAAGUCAGGCGACAGUGACGGACAAAAAGGCGAGCUCGAAAACUAAGAAACGUGGUAUAAUCGCUGGUAAGAAGGAGGUGGAAAUCGAGUCGGGUGUUGAGAUGAUGGAAGAUACUUUGCCAACAUUACCACAGGACCCAGCUGGGAGUGCGGAAGAGCCCAAAACUUCUUCACGCAAUCGUCAUGAUUUGCAUCUACAUUUCGGUAAGAGGAGCUCAAACAAAGCUUCACCCCCACAUACUGAAGGUUUACCCGCCGAUGCGGAGACUAUUAAGCACCAAAAUGAAUUGGAAACUUUGAGACAUGCCGCAGAGAUAUUACAAAGAGAGAGUGAACGUGAACGUGAGCAGCAUUUGCAACCGAAGAAAAAAUUCGCCGCUACCAUGCCCAUAAGUCGUUUGGCCGUGCUCAUUGUAGUGCUGCUCUUGCCCGUUCACGGUUUUAUACGCGGCGUACUGGCGUGUCUGAUGAGUUUCGCUAUUGCCGACUCGCUAAGUGUAUUGGCACGAUCGAUUAUUUAUAAAUUCUUUCAACACCAUCCCGAAGGUACUGACUUCGAGAUACCAGACUAUACGAAAAUGCCUAUUUGUGAAGUGCCGGCUGUGGAGGAGCACAAAACAAUUAAAUCCUAUGCCGGUUGGAUGAACGAGAUUUUCAGCUAUGACCCCUUAACCUUUCACAUCACACAAACCAAUUCGGUUUAUUUGCGUCUCGACGGCACCUACCUACGCGUAUCGACAACAACAGCACGCAUACCGAAGCGUAUCAUGUGGAACGAACCGCCCAUCGACAUAAAGCACGUACACUUCACUAGCCAUCGCGUGUUCAAUUUGUUGGGUUGCAGUGUUGAGCUUUUGCCACUGGGAUUGGCGCGCAAGAGAUACUUCAAUCGCAAGUAUCCCAUACAGCUGAUUAUAAAAAAUGGCGCCGAAGAGGAGAUGCAGCAAGAGCCCUCGGAAAAUCCAUCAACUCAAUUAUCUGCACGCGGUAGCAAGUCCGACUUGGCGUCGAUGGAUAGUAGAAUGUCACAGGUUUCCAGCGAUAUUUUGGAGCAGUUUGGCGAAUCGAAAGAGAAGGUGACCAAUCUGCAGGAUAUAGAUUUUGCAGCUACCGUUAUGAAUGCCGAUUUGCAACAAUUGCAAGACAACACACAGAAUAACGACAGUCUCAUACCUUGUGGCGACGAGGUGCGCUUGAUACUCUUCUCGCGCGGCGAUCGUGAGAAGGAGGACUGGUAUCGUCGCUUUGUGGCCGCCAGCGAAGGUGACGUGCACGACCAGAUGUUGCGCUUGCCAAAUCUGAAAUUUGUGGAUGAUGCUGAAUUGCAGCGCGCGGCAGCAAAGGCCGCACAAAUGCCGCUGGAUCUUCGUGAUAAUGCGACACCGGAAAAUGAGAAUCACGCAGAAAUGGAGUCGCAUGUAUUACCCACGGAUAUGGCGCCGCCGUUGGUGGUUGAGAGUGGCAAGCUGGCGAAGGGAGAAACAUUCAAAGACAUUCCAGACGAUAUGGAGGUGGUGCCCUCGCCAACUGAUACCUUCGAAGGUCUACUCAUGAGCUCGUGUGCUGCACGCAAUCCCCCAGAUUACAUACGUUUUAUGGCUAUAUAUCAGAGCGCUUGCAAAGAUCCCAAAAUUGCAGUUCAAUCAAAACCCAAAACAUUGGAUAAAAAUGAAAAAUCACGUCGCUCCAAACGCAAUGCCAAAGAUUUGUGGAAGGGCAUUGAUCAGUCGUUAUUCUUGGGCCCAUCUGGCAGCGUUGUUUGGGCCAAUGUGUUAAUUGGACGCGUUCUCUAUAGCUGUCUUCAUGACAAUAUGGUUAAGGAUAAGAUCAAAGAAUUACUGCAGAAGAAAAUUAGCGCCAUAAAGCUGCCCUCCUUCAUUGAAGAUGUGGUUAUCACCAAAAUCAAUCUAGGCGACACGCCACCACUCAUACACCGCGUCUCACAACCCAUGCUGGAUGAGCGUGGCACUUGGGUAGAUGCCGACAUCACCUAUGAGGGUUUGCUACAGUUAACCGUCACAACCAAAUUGAAUUUGAUGCGUAUUAAGCAACAAAAACGGCCCACAGAUCCACUCAAUAUAACUGUUCCAAAUCCGAUAAAUACCGGACCGAAUGCGCCACCUGUAACUAAUUUCACUGUCGUACCACCCAUUGUGAUCGCCGACGGUGAGGGCACGAGUCGAAGUAGCACAAAUGCCAGAUUAUAUGGGGACGACACCAACAAUGUUGAUGAAGUGUCGAGCAAUGUUAUCUUUGACAGCGAUGCAGAGAGUACUGGCGAUUCGGAUACAGAUCCCGAAAGUUUGAAUGCGCCCACAGCGACAGGAGCCACACCGAAUAUCGGCACAACAGCGACAACGGCAGGGCAAAGCGCACAAGCCGAUGGCAGCUCAGCUGCAGCAACAGAUUAUCACUUCAUUCCCACGGCGCCAGGCAAUGCGCGUCGUAUUUUCCGCAUAGUGGAUCGCAUUGCCGCUUCGAACUUCUUUCAAUACGCCACCGAUUUGCCAGUGGUACAGCGCGCCAUCGAGAAUAUGAACACGAAUAUAACGCUGCGUGUGGAUCUGCGCGGUCUGGUCGGACGUGGCGUCAUUAACAUACCACCACCGCCAUCCGAUCGCAUAUGGCUGUCCUUCCGUGGGCCACCACGCCUUUGGCUCUCAGCCAAACCCGCAUUGGGCGAAAAAUCUGUCGACUACAGCAUCGUGACCAGCAUCAUUGAGAGCAAAUUGUGCGAAGUGGUGAAUAAGUUUUUGGUUUAUCCCAACAUGGUCGAUGUCACCAUACCAUUUCUGGGUCAACCGACCUAUGAGUAUUUGCGUGGUGAAAAAACUACCAAAAAAACUACAGAAUAGAUUUUCGUUUAUAUAAUGAUCUAAUUGUAAAUUAAGUGUAGUGUUAUGCUUUAGCACAUAACAAUUUACAACAACAAAAAAUGUGUCCAUCUUUUUAUUAAAAAUGUGAAGUUAAACAUUUUCCCAUUUUUUUUAAUUUUUUUAAACUUUUUUAUAUAUUUUUUCCUAGUUAUAUACUGUUACUUAUAGAUUCGUACAAGCCAAUAGCAUCUUCGUCGUGAUAAACUAUUUCCAAAUAUUUUAAAAAACAUUCACAUAUACAUAUAUUCAUAAGCCGCAAUUCCAUAAAAUUUACCUUACAAAUCUAAAUAUUAUAAAAAAACUGGAUUACAAUACACAAGUUGUAUAAUAAUUAUAUAAUAUAAUUAAUUUUUUUAUAUUGAAUGCAAAGUAGUUAGUAGUAACAAAUCUAUGUUUCUUGAAUAUACAAUGUAUACAUAUGUAUAUGUAUACUAUAUAUACUAUGUAAGCCAUUAUUCCAUGAAUUAUACAUUUCAUAAUUUAGUUCAAUAUAUUAUAUAAGAAUUGUUUCUAUUUUUUGUAUUUUUUUAUUUGUAUGUGGUGAAUAGUGAUUAUUUAUAAAUAACGCAAGGUUGCUUAUGGAAAGUUGAAAUAAUUGAAAUUUAACUAUGCAGAAAUUUCUUAGUUUUUAAUUUAUAAUUAAAGCUGCUAUGCACAGAUACAUUCAAAAGUUUAUAUCAUUACAUAAAAUGCAAAAUAACGUAACACCACUUAUCAUAAGUUGGCAGGCGAUGGAAAAACGAUAUAAUAGAAACCAGUCAUAUUGAAAAUAUAUUGAGUUGUGGUCAUAAAAUGGUUAUUUAAAUAAUUUCCAAUAUCUUUUUUGCUCUUCUUUUUCCAUAAGCAACUUUAGCAAAGCAGAAAUUAUUAUUAUGUAGUUAAAUAAACACAAUAAUUCCUAAAUAAUUUUAGUGUUUUAUUAAAAUUUAAGUGUGUGAAAAAAGCUGCAGAUUUUCUGCUUACUUAAAGAACAAAAAUACGAAAUUGGUCAUACGGUUAGAAAAAAAAUCCGUUUUAUACUUACUAUAGAAAUUUAUAUAAAAUUAAUAUUAACUGUGCAAUAUUGGAUACUUUACUGAAACAUUUUUUUUACACUGCACAAGUUCGAAAUUCAUUAAGGUUAACAGAUAUUUGAAAAUUCUCUCUAUGAGGUUCGCAGCGUGUUCAUUUGAAACCAAAAUUGUCUGCUCUUUUUCAGAUUAUAUUUUCCAAUUCGAAAUUUAUUUGUCAAUUGCAUGCUCAGUUUUCAGAUAUGCUGCAAAAAUUAUGACCGAGAAUGUUUUUUUGAUAUCGAGCUUCUUUGAAAAAGUGCUAAAUUCUAAAGAGUAUGCUUAAUUCCAUUAUUAUUGCUCAAAGUUUGGCAAGGACUCUCGCCACAGCAGUAUUUGCUAUAAAUAUCAGUUUUAUGUUGCUAGAAUGCUAUAUAAACAACUACAAUAUCAACAAAUCAAACGAUGCUUUAUCUGUGACAUAUCCACUUAACAAAUAAAUCCAGUACGACAGAGCGUAUGAGUAAUAUAUGAAAGAGUAUAAAUUGUCAACACGGUUGCGAGUUUUUUUAACCAAAUAUUUUUGCAUUUAUAAAGAAAUUUGCAAAAUUUAAUCCUAAAAUUAGAAUUAAAAGUUGAAAAUUUUUUUUUUCAUUUAAAAAUAAAAUAAAUUUAAAAAUAAGCAGAAUUAAAAUUUGUGAAAAUAUUUUUUUUUGCAUUUAUUAAUAAAUUUUCACAUUUUGAUGCCAAAAUCAGAAAUAAAAAUCUAUAUAAUUGACAAAAUUUUGAUAAAAUAUUUUUAAUGCAGAAAUUGGUUGAACAAAUAAAAUAAUCAAUUUCAAAACAAAAAGUGCAAUGAAAAGGGGAAAAAUGAAAGUUUAACAUAUUUCUAAUGGAAAUACUAAAUUUAAAAGUUAGUAUUUUUAAAUAAGACAAAGAAAUACUAUGUUGAAGUUUCGUUCAAAAAAGCGUUCGUUUUACAAUACAAACUUCCAUAUUUGAAGACCAUUUAUAUUGAGUUUAACCAAAGUUUGUUUUUAAUUUGUUUUAGCAAGUAUUCUUUUGUUCUGGGGAUUAAGAUUUUCCAUUUUUCAAUCUCAUAUUUUGGAUAAAAAUAUUUUUAAUUCGAUUUUUGGGAUUAUAAACUAUAAUAAUUUCUAAUUUUUUUAAAAAAAUUUGUUUUAUAAAUAACUUUCUCGACCUUACAAAAUUAAAAAAAAGUAUUAAUGUUAAUACAGCUAACUUUAAGACAUUAUUUGCAACCGUGGUUGACAUGUAUGAAUUAUUAAAAUAAUAAAGAAAUCAAUUUAGCUUUGUUUUUGUUAAACUCAAUACUUAACGGUAAAUAGCUGGCAAACGCAUGGCGAAAGAAUUUUGAAAUCAAUAUUUUUUUGUGGAAUCACAUGGCUGUUGAGCCCUUUGUAAUGUUGUAUGCAUAUACACAUACAUAUAUCUUCUACCACAUUAUUUAUUGAUUACAAGUAUUUUUUGAUAAUAUUUUUUCUUAAUAUAUGUUUUUAACUUGAUACAAUUUAUAGUUUUCCAAUAUGUGCAACUUCAUAGAAAGAAUUAAUUUAUAUAUACUUUAGAGUGUGACCAUGAUUACACGUUAGUAUUUGCUAUAAAAAUGCUGCUGACAUUUAAAUAUAUGCGCAAAAUGUUCAAAGAAGUAUUUAAAAUAAAAAAUAAUAGAAACGUGAUUGUGGACAUGUAUUUCCGCACUAAAAGCAAAUCUGUAAGCGAUAUGUAAUAUUUGAUAGAGACAAAAAAUUAUAUUUAUUUAAAAUAUAUUUUUUUUAUUUAAAAUAUAUUUUGCAUACAAAAUUAUAAUUUAAGUUUCAAUUUGAAUUUUAUUAAAAAUAUAUUUUACAUUUAAAAAGUAUAAUUUAAGUUUCAAUUUGUAUUUAAAAAAUUUUUUUAUAAACAUAUAAAAUAUUAAGAGUGAGAACGGCAACUUAACGAAUAUUAUUUUUAUAUUAAGAUAGCUGAAAACGCAACAAUAGUUUAGUAAAUAUAUUAAAUAUUAUUUAUAUUAAUAGUUUCAAUAAAAUGCAUAGCUAAAACGAAAAAUGUACAAGAUUCCAGUUUUUUCUCAUAUUAUAAUUUAAAAUAUGCUUACAGAGUGUAGUUAUUUAUAAUGAAAUUUAUAAUUUGUAAUUAUAUAUACUUAUAUUUUCCUAUAAGUAUUUAAUCUCUUGACUUUAAGCCAAGUGAAAUAUUUCUCACAUGCCAGUGAUCUGAAUACUUUAAGUUUUAAAAGGAUUUUAGAUUUUAAAAUUCGUUAUUUCUUAAAUUAAAUUUUUGCAAAUACCCAUGAAGCUUCAGUUUUUGUUCGGAAAAAUAUUAUCCAAUAUAAAACAGUCACUUAUUUACAAUUUAAGCCACACCUCAGAGAUUUAAGAUUUCCUCAUCUAUUUAACAUGGUUUUCUUUUGUAGAUUUUGCAUUAAAAAAGUAGGUCUAGAAAUUUGGAAAUAUUAUUUUCUGUUACAAAAUUUUCCGUUCUAAAAAAUAGUCUUUAAAAUUUUUCCAUAAAACCACUCUUUUAAAAGUUAUACGCAGUUAAAAAUAAUCAGGGGUGUUGUGGAAUCUAAGACACAAUUGUGAUUCAAUUCUGAUUUUCAAUGAUGUCACCUACUAUUUUCUUUGAUCGGUUACAAUUCUGACUCCGACAACUAUCAGAUUCCACAACUCCCCUGAAUGUACCAAACCUACUGAGCAUUCAUACAAGUUCCUUUACAUAAAUGCUGUGUUGCUCAUACGACAUGGUGUACUACUCUAUGCAUGCACAGUCAAUUGUUGUAUUAGUUUAACUGCGCAUAACUUUUAAAGCAAUGUUUUAAUGGAAAAAAUUAUUCAGACCGUUUUUGUAGAGCGGAAAAUUUGGUUUUUAAAUACCAUAUUAUCAAUUUUGUAGGUUAAUUUGCUUUGAGUAUAAAUUAUUAAAAUCAAUAAACUUAAUGCGAAAAAUAAAAAAUCUAUUGUAAAAUUAAUUAUGCACGGUUUAAAUUGAAAAUAAAGAGCUCGCUUACGUUGGAUAUUUCUAUUUAAAGACUUUAAGGGCUUUUUCAAAAAAAAAAUAAAAAUUAAUUAAUAACAGACGCAUCGUCCUAUUCAAUAUACAUACAUACAAUUUCAAUAUAUACAAAAUACCUAUAUAUUUAAAUAGUUUAAUAAGUAAUUUGUUUGUUCACUGAUAACUGAAAGCUAUUUCCUAAGGAACUGUUACUCUUCUUAACUCUCCCUUUCUCUCUUUCAAAUACGAUAAACUUUGUUCAUUUUUAUUCCUCUUUAAAUGUUGAGAAUAAACUGAAAUAGAAUAAAUGUAUACAAAAUUUUAAAUUAAAUUUUUUUAAAAAUAUAGCAAACAAAUAAAACAAAAAUAAUGUAAUAAAAAGAAAAAUAAAAUUAAUCAAAAAAAUAAUUAAAGAAGAUAAUAAAAAGAAAAAAUAAAUAAAUUGAUUAAAAAAUUAAGAAAAACUGAAACUAAUAAAUAACAUAAAAAAAAAAUAAAAUAAA